Messenger RNA from Closterium sp. Yama58-4, 921 nucleotides. The record is from the annotation of a GenBank genome assembly. Lineage: Eukaryota; Viridiplantae; Streptophyta; Zygnematophyceae; Desmidiales; Closteriaceae.
AUGACCGUGAGGACCGUUAAACUGCACCGGAAGGUGGUGUCGUGGAUGCAGAACGCUUCCAAAAAGGACGAUGCUGACAAGAUCCGAAGGCGAUGGUCAACACACCCCCUGCAGACGGUACUGGAGAGGUGGAAUUUUUCAGAGACGACAUGGGGAAACGUAUUUCUCGCUUGCGUGGCGGACGUGCUGCAUGUGCUGGACGAAGGGUUCCUUGGACACAUGGUGGACGAGUUCAUCUAUCCCCUCAGCAAGCCGGAAAGGAGGGAGCUGGAGAGGUGGGUGUCCCAGGAGCAGAAGAAGGACACUCGCUCCACGGUUGUCCGUAUCCCGGGUGGAACUUCGUGGUUCAAGUCACGGGCAAACUACGCGGCGUUCGAGAACAGGGGCAUGAUGCAGGUGAUGCCGAUACUCAUCGCGGACAACAUGGAAGGGUGCGAGCCUGAGGAGAAGGAGCAGCGUUUCAAGGAGGUGAGGGCGUUCCGGAGAUGGGUGGGAGAGGCUGUGGUGGGUGAAGAGGGUGAUGUGGAUUCAAUGGUGCCUACGUUCUUAAUCAUGGGUGUGGUUGUGGCACAAUACGGCAUGGACGCCUUUCGAUCGCAAGCGUCAUCGUGGAACUUACCAAAGGUGCAUCAGAUAAUUCAUCUCAUUGACGGCAUCAUGCUCAGGGGGAUGCCGUUUGAGUACUCAACUAACCUGCGGGAGCACACUCACAAUGGCACCGUGAAGGUGCCCGUGCGCGGGAGUAACUGGAAGGACAUUCCCCGACGAAUCGUGGAGGAGGAGGUGCAGAGAGAGAUCACACGGGAGGUGGCGGCCUUGGCGGGCGGAGGAAGGCAGUACGUCAGUGCGCUGCGUGAGGUGAGAUGGCUUAGACGGCUGACUCGUAGGAAUGUGGGACGCGGAGAGGAUGACAGACUAUGA